Messenger RNA from Rotaria socialis, 1884 nucleotides. The record is from the annotation of a GenBank genome assembly. Lineage: Eukaryota; Metazoa; Rotifera; Eurotatoria; Philodinida; Philodinidae.
AUGGCCAAUAAUUAUUCUCUUCUUCCUGAUGAAUUAAAAUUGUGGCAAAAUCUUUACACUCAAUCAUUAACAAUCGAUGGACAAGAAUCAAUUGUUCAAACAGAUGGAACAAAACAACUUGUUUUAUUACCAAUGAUGACGUAUACAGUUAUAUCAACAAUGAUUCAAAAAUUGAAAUUCCUUCCAAAUUAUUGUUUUAAUCGAAUUGUCAUCGGAGAAACUCCAAUUUGUGGUCUUCGUCCAUUGACUCAAACAAGUCCAUCAUUAAUGUAUAAACUCACAGAAAUCUUACGUACUAUUGUUGAUGGUGUUCGUAAACAACAUAUUCUUAGUAUCACAAUGAUCUUUUACAAAAAGAAUGAUAUUAAUAUGAUCUAUGAUUCAUAUUCACUUGUCUUUGAUUAUUCAAUAAAAUUGUCUAAUGAAGGAUCAACAACAUCCAUUCGAAUGAUUGCUGAUAUGAUUCAUCAAAUAGAAUAUAUGUUUAAUUGGAACGAUGUUUUACCCGAUGAUGCUGAACUUACAUUUAUUUUAACGGCACUUGAUCAAUUUGAAAAUAAGGAAAAUAGAGUUCCACCGACAUUUCAUUUUGUCGAAAAAAAUAUUGAGAAAGUUUAUAUGGAACAUGAAACAAAUCAAUUAAUGGGUCGAUUAACAACACCCGAUGGAAAAAUGUGGCUAAAAUUUUUACCUAGUACUCGUCAAUUAUCUGGAUCAAGCGUUCAUUCCGAUGAUUUACCUACAAAAGCAAAUCUGUUUGCUAAUAAACAAAACACAAUAGAAAUUGAAAAUGAUAACAUAUCAACAUGUUCAAUUCAAACCAUAGAGUCAAAUAUUAGUUUAUCACCAAAAGUAAAGAAAAGCAAUAAAAAAUCGACAGCUUCGAUAGAUACAGGUAAAAGUAUACCGAAUCUUCCAUCUUUAUCAUCAUCUAUAUCAACGAGAAAUAAAAAGAAAACCAGCUUAUUAGCAACAGUUAAAGCUUUAAUUACACCAUCACGUAAACCAGCUCCGAUGACUUCAUCAACACCAAAUGUUUCUGAUCUAGUUCUUAUCCGUCAUACGAGCACACCAAAUCCUGGUGAAACAGCAUCUCGCAUUACUGUGGGUGCUAACAAUGAAUUGCCACCUCUUUCAGCCAUCUAUGAAAUUUCAAUACCUGCUAAUAUGUCUUCACCAACGCCAUCAACUAUAACUGCAACUGAUAUUUCUACAGCAACUACACCAAUGAUUGCUAUUGCACGUCGAAACACAGGACGAGCAGCAACUGUACGUGGCCAAACGACAGCUGCUCGAAGACAGAUUGCUGCAAUGCAAAUUCGAGAUGAUGAUGACGACGACAACGAUGACGAUGAUGAUGAUGAACAAUUUAAGAAACUUUUUAGUAGACGAAAAACAAAGAAAUCAAAAAAUACUGCAGCAGUUCCAACAAGAAAUAUUACUGAUUUAUGUGAAGUUUCAACAAUAUCUUCUGCCAUUUCAAAUAAUGAAUCAAUAUUUACACCGCCAACCACACGUAAACGACUGACAACUGAUCGAUUCGGUGAUGAUGAUCUUGCAGCUGAACAUAGUACACCACCAAAAACGCCCCGUACGUCUCGUCACAAUCGAAUUGAAGAUCAAACAUCUAUUCAAUCAACACUAAUGGAUACAAGUAAUAAUCAAGUUAUUAUUGAUUCACCUCGACUUCUUCGUAGUGUUACAAAAAGACUUCAACAACAAGCAUCAGCUAAAAAACAAUUAGCGUAUGAAACAGAAGCAAUUGUAUUUGAUCAAUCGAAAACACAAAAUACAACAAAAGAUCAAGAAGAGAUGGAUUGUGUCUACGUUAAAUUGGAGCGAUCGUCAAUAGGUCUACAUUAUUCCAUGGAAGAAUCUGAUUGA